AAACGUCGUUUUGGGAAUUGGUCUUGCGAAUAUUGACCCGGGACGUCCCUAUUGGUUGACGGCUGGUCUACGACUGUCUGUUUUUUAAUAUUAACUAUAUUAAUAUAUAGUUAUUUUAUGGCUAUAUGUUUAUCAGAAUCCCGUGUGUGUCAAGAUCCUGAUUUGGAUGUUCACCUGAGAAAGCUUGGGUAUUCAUUGGCACUUCCGGCCAUUCUUACCCACGUCAAAGAUUUGCACGUCUUCUGUAAAACCCUCUUCUUGAGUGGUGUGGUAACGAAAGAGGAACUUGACAAGUUUUUCCCCACCAGUCGACAGAAGGUGGCGUGUUUUCUCAUGAGUAAGGACGAGAAAGCCGUGUUCAAUUGUCUGGCUAAUCCGACCUUGACGGCAAUGGCAGAGAGCAUGAAAAAGAAAGCUUACAACUAUGUGGUAAACGUUGUGUUAGACCCUCCACAAAGACCACCAGACCCAAGCAGUGUGGGGAGGUACGCUCUGAUCGGUCUGGCCUCGGUCGGUGUGGGAAUAGCUGCCAUAGUGUCCGCACCGUUUGUGAUAGCAGCUGCUGGCUUUGGCAGUGGUGGGAUUGUCGCUGGCUCAUUUGCCGCCUGGUUCAUGUCCACGUAUGGCGGUGCCGUCUCCGCCGGAAGCCUGUGCGCCCUGCUCCAGUCAGCUGGAGCAGCCGGACUGGCAGCAUCCACAACCGCCGGGAUCGGGGCCGCAGGCAGUGGCGCUUCCUUCGGAAUUCUGUCCGGAAUUGUGGCGAUUAUCAAAAAGUUUAAGAAGAAAAGCGAACGCCAGAGGUUUAGGGAUAACCUGUGAGGAUAAAAUACGACGAUGUUAUAACUCAUUAAUAAGACUAAUUUAAUUUAAUUAAAGACUAAGUCUGGUUUAAAUCCAAGGCGGCUUACAAACGGAAAUUUUUUGGAACCUUUGAGAUCAAAAAAAAGAUUUGUGGAAUCAGAGGUGAAAAUUGAUUAUCGAACCGGGAUUGCCAGUGGAAAUUUAAUAGUGACUUGGGAAGGUACUAAACAAAUUGUGUAUGUAUAUAUCACUCCAUGCAUGCUGCUUUCACCCGACAGCUCUCACCUUCAUACAAUUACAGCUAAUGUGAAAUUUUUUUGAUCACAGCAUAAAAAAUACCAAUGAAAUAUUUAUUUGUUUAUUUGAUUUGUGUUCUACACUGUACUCAAGAAUAUUUCAGUUAUACGAUGGCGUCUGGCAUUAUGGUGGGAGGAAAUUCGGAAAAGUCCGGGGGAAACCCACGAAUAUCUGCAUGUUGCUGGCAGGCUUUCCCAUCUACAAGAAAAUAAAUACAACUAUAUGUAUAAUAGUAAAACCAGUGUGUGAGGGUGCAGUCCAAGUUAUUAUAGAAUGCCACUUGUUUGUCUAUUUACUGUUAGAAUUUUACACCAUACUCCAGAUGAUUUCUGGUGGACAUCAUUAAACCCCAAUCCAAUGACCAAUGAUUCUGGAUCAAAUCCAGGUUGGGUCAUAACAGACAACAUUGGUACUUAUUGUGUGGGGUGUCAUGUCUGGUGUCUUCGGCAUGGUACUUAAGUGGCAGCUUGGACUAGUUCUUUGUAAUACUUUUAUGUUAACGUCUUUUGACGUAAGAAAGUAUAAAUAAAUAAAUGACUCGAAA
Molecule: messenger RNA, 1642 nt
Organism: Liolophura sinensis
Lineage: Eukaryota; Metazoa; Mollusca; Polyplacophora; Chitonida; Chitonidae
Exons: 3
Coding region: 118-819 (233 amino acids)
Cellular component (GO): membrane
Source: RefSeq, a predicted model, not a curated record